This is a messenger RNA of Nerophis lumbriciformis (worm pipefish), 2455 nucleotides long. RefSeq names its product solute carrier family 35 member E2A-like. NCBI's taxonomy places the organism in Eukaryota, Metazoa, Chordata, Actinopteri, Syngnathiformes, Syngnathidae. The record is from RefSeq and is a predicted model, not a curated record.
UAUUUUGCCACAGAACAAUGAGCUUGACGUCGUUAACAGCCACGUCCAAAAGUCAGACUCUCUGAUAAGACUCUCCGGGGCAGAUUAGAAUCUGGUUAUUGUGUCACAGUAUUCCCUCUCAUGCCAUGAAAACCGACGUGAAAGCUCGACUGGCCUUUCGUCUCCACACCUUUGCACCCCACGUUACCGUGAACAGCCGCUAGCUAACGCCAACGUGCAACUUCCUGCUUCUGUUACCGUCCGUGGGAGGUCCACACACUGUCACCUACUGUAGCGGUUCGCGGUGCUGCAUAGAUACCUGAAAGCCUCAAGAACAUCAGAAGAUGCCUUAGUCACACAACCCCUGCUUCAGACCAUUUUGCCUAUUUCCUGUCAGGCCCCCCAAUCCCCACCAAGGGGUCCAGGGCAGCAGGGGCCAUGCCGGGCAGCAGGGACUCGCUGUGGCGACUUCUGGUCCCGCUUCGUAUCCGUCAGGAGCGAGUGGUGUUGGCUCGCAGCGAGAGCCUGCCAAGCGACCAGGUGCUGAAGAUCACGGUCACGGAGACCACCGUGAUCAAGGCCGGCUCCGGGGUCUUGAAUCGCCGCUCCCUCGCCUACCUGGGCCUCUGGUAUUUCUUCAGCUUCUGCACCCUCUUCCUCAACAAGUACAUCUUGUCGCUGCUGGAGGGGCAGCCGAGCAUGCUGGGUGCUGUGCAGAUGCUCUCCACCACCAUCAUUGGCUUCCUCAAGAUGUUCGUGCCCUGCUGCCUUUACCAGCACAAGUCCAGGAACGAGUUCCCCCCCAACUUCAUCAUGAUUAUGCUCUUUGUUGGACUCAUGAGGUUCACUACGGUGGUUUUGGGCUUGGUGAGCCUGAAGAACGUGGCGGUGUCCUUUGCAGAGACGGUGAAGAGCUCUGCGCCCAUCUUUACUGUCAUCAUGUCCAGGUUGAUUCUCGGAGAGUACACAGGCCUGUGGGUGAACCUCUCCUUGUUCCCCGUCAUGGCGGGCCUGGCCCUCUGCACGGCCACAGAGCUCAGCUUCAACUUGCUUGGUUUUUCCGCCGCCCUCUCCACCAACAUUAUGGACUGUUUACAGAAUGUGUUCUCCAAGAAACUGCUGAGUGGCGACACCUACAGGUUCAGCCCUCCAGAACUACAGUUUUACACAAGCGCAGCAGCAAUCAUCAUGCUCAUCCCAGCAUGGAUUUUUCUCUUGGAAACUCCAAUGACUGAGAAGAGUGGACAGAGCUUCACUUUCAGUCGAGACAUCGUCUUGCUGCUGCUCUUUAACGGCGGCCUCUUCCACCUGCAGAGCGUCACCGCCUACGCUCUCAUGGGACGCAUUUCUCCCGUUACUUUCAGCGUCGCUAGCACGGUCAAGCACGCCAUGUCCGUCUGGCUGAGCGUCAUCGUGUUCAGCAACCAGAUCACCCUGCUCAGCGCCACGGGCACCGUCCUCGUGUUCAUCGGGGUCUUCUUGUACACCAAAGCCCGGCAGGCCCAAAGGGAGCGCUUGCAGGCCAUGGCUGCUCAACAGAACUACAAACAACUAGCACAGGACCAACAAGACCCUCCGUCUCACUAAAGACUUGAAACGGAAUCAAAAGCUGAGGAUCCAUGCACACUUUCCAGUAAUUCCACUAACUUGUGUAUUUACGUGACAGACAUUUUCUCCAUUCAGUCAGGGAAGAGGACCUUCGAGCCUCUUUCUUUUGCUUCGACGACCACUAAAAAUGGAGAAGCUCAGGGCGUUCGUCUUCUUAAGAAGAGACUUGACCAGCUAAUCUCAUCUGUGGUCCAACAGCUGCCGAAUGUACGCCAGCGGUUUGACGUUGGCGCCUUACAGGCGAGUCUUAAAGCUACGCACACACACAAGGUUCUCCUGUCAAAACACUAGACGUUGAGCACUAUGACACAUUUUUAGAAGACUUGUCUUAAAAAAACAUAUUUCUGUAUUCUGGGAAUGCUUGUCCUCAAACCCCUUUUUCCCAGUGCAUGCUGGGAUUUAAGCUGAAACGUUUGCGUGAGCGAUGUGUCUGGUGCAACUUUCCAAGUAGCCGUGCACAAAAUACUCCGACACAAGGAUCUACAAAAUGUGUCCUUUUUUAUAAAGUGUCUCACGCAUGAAAAUACACCAUACGGGCAAAAGUAUUGAGACACCUGGCCACUACACAUGCAGGGACUAUUUCUUCUUUUGUACUCCUUUAAACUCUAAAACGGGUCAAUUAUACGGACAUGCUCACACUUUUGCAGCGUCUCCUGUGAGGUCCCUAAGAGAGGGCCUGCUUAAAAUGUCUUUGUUAAUCCAUUAAGAGGCGUUUCUCACUACUUUUGUUCAUUUAAAUCCAUUUUAAGGACGCAAGAAGGUGGUGACUGAGCACACGUGCUGUUUUCAUUCUUUCAUACCAAACAUUUGAGCGUCACAUGCUGCACCAAAGGCACCUUAACAACCAAUAAAGCAUUGAAUUAUUUCA